This is a messenger RNA of Sebastes umbrosus (honeycomb rockfish), 1875 nucleotides long. RefSeq lists its product as uncharacterized. Bases 215 to 1384 code for a protein of 389 amino acids. NCBI's taxonomy places the organism in Eukaryota, Metazoa, Chordata, Actinopteri, Perciformes, Sebastidae. The record is from RefSeq and is a predicted model, not a curated record. The transcript is spliced from 2 exons.
CGUGAAAACGAGAAAGAGCUGCCACAGGGUGCCACCGUUGCCUAGCAACUGUUAGGGGGCGGAGUUAAGCGGACAUUCCUUUGAAGUAUGACGUCAUCAGGAUGACGACAUCAGGAUGUAAAGUGAAGAGUUCACCGAGUCCAUCCCAUUUCCUACAGGCUGGUCGGAGAGACGACGUCUACCACAACGCUUCUAGACCAAGACGUUGAAGAUAAUGCUUCAUAAUACAGACGCAAUGGCCACGGAUACAAGAAGUUCACAGACGACCCCAGAGAUCAGAGAGCAGGAUGUUCGUCCACUGUUUGAAUCCUUUUUAGGAAGGCUGACAGUGGAACGGCAGGUGCUGCUGAAACAAGGCAAACCUGAUUGUGACACCAAAGUUAUGAUAGUCAGUCUGCUUCUGGACAUCAUCGGCUUGGUGACCAAAUGCAUUUCGGAGACCGAGGGCGUGAAUGCGAUCACGUCUGAGGAUGUUCGGUCCAGUCUGGGCGACACGCUCCAUCGGGUUCUCGCUGUGGUUCUGAACGUAAACGUCCAAGUCAACUGUGAGAGCACAACAAUCUUGACCGACAUGAUUGCUGAAGAAGUUGCAAGAAGGUUCAACCGCUCAUCAGACGUCAGCUCCGACACGUUGUUUGACAGACUUGAUGAAAUGGUCCUUCAUGUCCGCUGUAGCUUUAAAGCAUUCAUGGCGAAGAUGAGAGGAGCAUCACGUAGGUCAGAGUUCACUAAACCUUCCAGCCAACUCAUCAAACAACACCGUUUAGACAUUCCCACCAAUCAGGACGGAUCUGUGGAAUCAGAAACCCCGGGGGAGACGUUCUCAAGGGGAUCACAGGACAACUUGACCACACCGACCGACGCUGUCCAAGGACUGAUUAGGAAAAAGCUCGGUGAACUCGCAGGACCUUUUCUGGACGUCAUGGAGGACUCUGAGCGUGAACUGCUGCAAUCCGACAUCGACAGAGAGACUGAAAGUUUUGCAAAGGACAUCGCAAUAGCAGUCGAUGAACUGGUUGAGAGUCUGGGAGCGAAAGACGCAAUGACUACCGGACCAGAAUCCAAAACACGGGUCCAACAGCUCUGGAAAGAAACGAUGGACAAGAUAAAAAUGUUUUCGGCCAAACAUUACGCCAAACAGCUGAAGGAGAAAUUCCUACACAGCGCCACCGCUGAGAGUGACAAAUCAAUCCAGUCCUUCAGUCGGGAUAUCGAAAAUCUGAUUCUGCCAGAGGAUCAUCAACAAGCUGGAAACGAGGCGGUGCUUCAUCGAUUACACAUCUUCAGAGCUCAGCUCCUACACAGCUCUGGAGGACCAGGACCGGGACCGGGACCAGUGAAUGGUCUCAGUCCUAUGGAGGGACCAGGACCAGGACCAGACUAGUGAAUGGUCUCCGUCCUAUAGAGGGACCAGGACCAUUGAAUGGUCUCCGUCCUAUAGAGGGACCAGUACCAGUGAAUGGUCUCAGUCCUAUAGAGGGACCAGGACCAGUGAAUGGUCUCUGUCCUAUAGAGGGACCAGGACCAUUGAAUGGUCUCCGUCCUAUAGAGGGACCAGGACCAGUGAAUGGUCUCAGUCCUGUAGAGGGACAAGGACCAGUGAAUGGUCUCAGUCCUGUAGAGGGACCAGGACCAGUGAAUGGCCUCCGUCCUAUAGAGGGACCAGGACCAGAGAAUGGUCUCUGUCCUGUAGAGGGACCAGGACCAGUGAAUGGUCUCUGUCCUGUAGAGGGACCAGGACCAGUGAAUGGUCUCUGUCCUAUAGAGGGACCAGGACCAGGACCAGUGGAUGGUCUCUGUCCUAUAGAGAAACCCCAACAUUGAAUUGGUUUCAAUACAAAUAAAAGUCAUCAAUAAAAGAAAAAUAUAAUUAAA